Molecule: messenger RNA, 1001 nt
Organism: Moneuplotes crassus
Lineage: Eukaryota; Ciliophora; Spirotrichea; Euplotida; Euplotidae
Source: the annotation of a GenBank genome assembly
UGCCAAUCUUUCUAAUGUUGGAUUUUAAAACAGAUUGAUUGGAACCUUGAUCGAACCCAGUUGUUGCUUCAAGAUUCCUGGUUUUAGACUCUUGAUCAAUCUCAGUCACAUAGAAGCAUUCAGAUUUUGUACGUGUAGCCGUGUUAUUAAUUAAAUUACAGUGUUUCGAUGCUUGAUUUUGAAGGCCUGCAAAUAUAGUCAUAUUUUGACUCUGAACUUAGUACUUAUCCUGUUUGUAAUGAAGCUUACUCCCAUUAUGCAUCUGUUCAGAAAGAAGAUAUGAGCCUGCUAUGGCCUUCUCAAAAGUAAGAUUUGUUCUUAAUCGAUCUCGAUCGAUGUCUUCUUGAGUCAAGAGUUGGCCUAUAUCUCUUAUUCUUUAAAUAUUUUCGAAGUUGCUCUGCUUUGUUUAAAGUUAGUAAGGUCGAUAACUUGACGGUAUGCUCUAAGUGUGGGUAAUCUCUCCACUUAGAAACAAGUUCAAGAUCGAAGGCACAUCUAUCAAGCUCAUUUGAGUCUCUAAGGAAUUGAAGGGUUUCUUCAACAUAAAAUUGAUUAAAUAGAUGCUCUCUGUUUGUGGGUAUUUUCAUUAUUUUUGGCUUAAAGUUUGGGCAGCAACUGCUCCACUAAUAAAUACAGUGACGAAGUGUCCAUGAACACUCGUUCAAAUUUGUUUGGCGAGGAAUCAAAGUCUCAGUGCAAAGAAAGUUGACUCUCAAUCAGGGUGUGCGACCCAAUUGAGGUGUAAGAUAAGCAUGACUGAAACAAAUGUUUCGGUGAAAUAUCAUCUGGACACUAAAGCACUUUGGGCAAAUAUUUUAUCUACUCUGACUCUCAUACUUUGGCAAACAUUUUUGUGGAGUCACUUAAUUAUUUGAUAUGAGGAGUUUUCACUGGAGCAACCUCUUUGGAAGAUGAUUGUAUGAGUGUUCAAACAAGCCACUGAAUAUCUCAGCAAAGUAUGACUUGAUAUCUUGGAAUUUCAAUGAAAAAUAGUCGAUUAG